AGUUGCUCUCAGAAUGAAAACCUAUCUGAUAGUUCUGCAAAACAUGGUCAGACUGCCCAAGGAGCACAAGAAAGAACCACAGCAAGACUCAUCAUGACCCUGAUGCUCAGAAUGCUGUUGUGUAUUGGUCUGAGUGUGGAACACAAGAUUACAGUACUGGAAGGAACCCUCCCAAAGCCCAUCAUCUGGGCAGAGCCACACUCUGUGAUUGCCAAAUAUACACCUGUGACGAUUUGGUGCCAGGGUCUUUGGGAGGCUGUGGAGUACCUUUUAUAUAAAGAGGGAAGCACAGAUCCUUGGGACAGACAGCUUCCUCUGGAACGUGAGAACAAGGCUAAGUUCCACAUUGAACACAUGUCCAAUGACUUUGCAGGGAUAUACAAGUGUUACUAUAGGAGCCCUGCUGGCUUGUCAGAGCACAGUGACACACUGGUGCUGGUACUAACAGGAGCCUAUGUUCAACCAAGCCUCUCUGUCAUGCCCAGCUCUGCUGUGACUUCAGGAGAGUCAAUAACCAUGCAGUGUAGCUCAUCACUGGGAUUUGACAGAUUCAUUCUGAUCCAGGAAGGAAUAUAUAACCUCUCAUGGACACUGAACUCACAGCAACAUGACAAGAUGUCAUUCCAGGCCCAUUUUGUUCUGGGCUCGGUGACAGCCAACCACAAUGGGACAUUCAGAUGCUAUGGCUAUUUUAAAAAUGUUCCCCAAAUAUGGUCAACAUCAAGUAAUCCCCUUGACAUUCUUGUUUCAGUCCCACAAGGAGAAGAAAUACACCAAGACCAGAAAGUUCUUAUCGGAGUUUUGGUGACCCUAUUCCUGCUUUUCUUCCUCCUGCUUCUUCUCAUCUUCUUAAGAUACCAGUGUAAAGGCAAAAAGAACUCAGCUGAUGCUUUUUCAUUUCAUGCAGUCCAAGAAGAGACCAACUUGCAACUUCUUGCAGGGGAUCCACAGUCCACACUCAGAGAUAGACUCCUUCAGAAGAGAUCCAAUCCGGAUACUGACAACAAGGAAGAAAACCUGUAUGCUUCUGUGAAGGACACACAACCUGAGGAGAGAGUAGAGCUGGAUAGUUGGAACCCACAGGGUCAAGAUCCCCAGCGAAUUGUUUAUGCCCAAGUGAAACCCUCCAGACAUCAGAAAGCAGGACUUACCUCUCCUUCUCCACUGUCAAGAAAAGAGUUGGACAUGAAGAACAAUCAAUCAGGAGAGAACAGAGAAGUUGACCCACAGGCUACUACCUCUAAGGAACCCCAGGAUGUGGUGUAUGCCCAGUUAUGCAGCAGGACACCAGAAUAGAACAACAGCUGAGACCAGGAAGCAGCCAGCAAUGGAAGAAGUCUCUGAUCCCAUAUUCCAUGGACAGAAACUAGGGGACAUAUGAGAUACUAUUUGUCCCCAGUGGAGUUCAUCUAAUGAAUGCCAGCCAUCAUACAUACCUCAUGUAUUAUCAGCAGGUUCUCAGAACUUUGGGGACUCCUUGAUUCUUUGAUCAGAAACAAUUAUUGUCCUUACAUUUUGUACAUAAAGCCAAAGCCUUCUCAAUAAACAAAGUAAUGACAAAUAAA
Alexandromys fortis (reed vole) is the source of this 1565-nucleotide messenger RNA. Its product is annotated as leukocyte immunoglobulin-like receptor subfamily B member 4A. The record is from RefSeq and is a predicted model, not a curated record. Gene Ontology annotation, cellular component: plasma membrane. NCBI's taxonomy places the organism in Eukaryota, Metazoa, Chordata, Mammalia, Rodentia, Cricetidae. The transcript has 10 exons. The coding region runs from base 94 to 1296 and encodes 400 amino acids.